Messenger RNA from Plasmodium cynomolgi strain B, 816 nucleotides. RefSeq names its product VIR-like CYIR protein. The record is from RefSeq and is a predicted model, not a curated record. Bases 1 to 816 code for a protein of 271 amino acids. The transcript has 2 exons. NCBI's taxonomy places the organism in Eukaryota, Apicomplexa, Aconoidasida, Haemosporida, Plasmodiidae.
AUGGGAGAAUUCCUUUUGGAGAUAAUUCAUUUAACUGAAGAUGCAUUGACCGAGUUAGCUUCCCAUGAAAUAUUCACAGUGUUGAAUAAUGACAUUACUACUAAUGGUGACAGCGUUACUAAGCAUUGCGAAGACUUAAAAACUACAAAUGAUGAUAUGAAAAAGCUAUGUAAAAAAAUUGAGAGAAAUUUGAAAACAUUGAACGAAACGGAUAAAAUAAAACAGGAAAGGUACAGGGAUCGUCGUUUAUAUUUUAGUUUGUGGGUAUUUGACGAAAUAUAUAAAGCCUACAAAGGAAAACUAAUUAACAAAGCUGACAUUGAUGAACUGUUACUGGAAUGGAAUAAAAUUAAUUACCAUUUAAUGUAUCAAGAUUUUAAUAAAAACUAUAAGUCCAUAUUUCCGGUAAGACCUAAUACUGCAGGGGGUGACAAUAAUGGCAUAACUUCUGGCUCUUGGAAUCGGAAAUCUAAACCACCUACGAGACUUUUCAGUAAUGGUGAAUUUAGCAAAUACAAGCCCUGUUUUUACAAUCCUGUAUGCACAUUAGAUAGGUGUAAUGACAUAAAAGACUUAUACGAAAAAUUUGAAAACAUCAAGGAAAUUUUUUCUACCAAAAAUGAAAAGUGUGAGAAAUAUUAUAAAUAUCUGGCAUACAUUCAAGGGUUGUAUGAGAAACGAAAAAAGGAGUACAACUGUUGUGAUAUAUUUUUUGGAAAUCUCUGUGAAGGUUAUUUUAAAUGCGAAAAAAAAUAUGAUCCAAAUAAUAUAUUACGUAUUUUAAACUGUUAUAGUAAUGUAAGCUAUGUUCAGUAA